AUCUGUGGGCAUUAUUGCAGCCUUUCUUUCAAGCAGGACCAUUCGCUCUUUCAUAUAAUGGUCCAGUUGUAUUUUCUUACAUUGCACGAAUUAUUUUCUUGAACAAUAUCCACGUUUAGGAACUGUUUGGACCUGCUUUCUGUGUGCACUUUCAGGAAAAUCAAAACAAUGGAACCGAAAGCACUGCUAUGGUUAAGGUACGUCUCGAUCUUCGUAUUCCUUGCUGCUGUAUUUCAGACAGCAGUUGCUGUUACUCACUACACAAUUCCCGAAGAAAUGGACGAAGGGUCUGUGGUUGCAAAUUUGGUGUCUGAUUUGGGACUGGAUUUGAAUAGUCUUAGUAAACGCAAAAUAAGGUUGGAUGUCGUCGCUAAUAAAAAAUAUCUUGACGUUAACAAAGAUACUGGAGAGCUGUACAUUUUAGAAAAGAUUGACAGAGAAUAUCUGUGCACAUCAAAAUCAGCUACAACAUGCGUUCUUAAAGUGGAUGCCACAUUAGAGAAUCCUAUUCGAAUGUUUAAUAUUGAACUUGAGAUAAUGGACAUAAAUGAUAAUGCGCCACGUUUUCGUCGGGAUACGAUGCAUUUAGAUAUAUCAGAGGCAACGGCAAUAGGGGAGAGGUUUUCCCUCACAAAUGCUGUAGACCCUGAUACAGGUUCAAAUUCUGUAAAGACAUACUAUCUCAGUGAAAACGACCAUUUUAGUAUUGAGAUUCAGACUGGACGAGACGGAUCUAAGUUUGCUGACUUAAUAUUGAAAAAGUCAUUAGACAGAGAAAAACAAGCUUUACAUGAUCUGAUACUAACUGCUGUGGAUGGCGGAGUCCCCGCGCGCUCUGGCACUGCUAGCAUUAUUGUGCGCGUUCUGGACACGAAUGACAACGCCCCUCAAUUCGGCAAAGAAAGUUACACUAUAAAUCUAACAGAAAACGCACCUAUUGGUAGCCUUGUAUUGAAAUUAAACGCCACAGAUAAAGAUGAAGGAGCUAAUUCAGAUCUAUUUUACUCUUUUAGUCUAUAUACCUCAGAAAAAACUCAGCAGACAUUCAGUCUGAAUCCUGACAAUGGAGAAAUCAGAGUGAAAGAAAUUAUUAAUUACGAGGAUUUCAGGAUCUACGAUAUGGAAAUUAUAGCAACAGACAAAGGGUCUAAUAGUCUUUCUGGAAAGUGUAAAGUAAAGAUUUUAGUCACAGAUAUAAAUGACAAUAAUCCAGAAAUUUCCAUAAAAUCAUUCUCAAGUCCAGUUAAAGAGGAUAUACCUGUUAAUACAGUAAUCGCAGUUGUUAGUGUGAGUGAUAAAGACUCAGGAGAAAAUGGACAGGUAGAUGUUCAUAUUUCUGAUGAUUUACCUUUUGCGCUCAAAGAAUCGUCUGAUAAUUAUUAUGAAUUAUUAGUUUCAGAACCGUUAGACCGUGAAAAGGUUCCAGAAUAUGACAUCACUAUUACCGUGACUGACAGGGGCAACCCGCCGUUAUCUGAUAAUGAAACUAUAACUUUAGAGCUACUGGACAUUAACGACAAUGUCCCUCAGUUCCCACAGACAUUCUACACGAUACCUGUUAUGGAGAAUAACGCGCCUGGAGCUUUACUGAGCUCUUUAACAGCUAUAGAUCCAGAUCUCCAUGAAAAUCAGUAUCUAGUCUAUUUUAUAAUAGAGAAGGAAAUAGUGAACACCUCCAUGUCCAUGCUUUUCUCUAUUAACCCAGAGAACGGCAAUCUUUACGCGCUAAAGACGUUUGACUAUGAGAUAGAGAAGGAGUUCCUUUUCCACAUCGAGGCCAGAGACUCUGGUGUUCCUCCGCUCAGCAGUAACGUGACCGUUCACAUUAUUAUCAUGGAUCAGAACGACAACACGCCGCUUAUAGUGUCUCCAUGGCGCGCGCACGGCUCGGUGGUGGAGGAAAAGAUCCCGAGAUCCACCGAUAAAGGAACUCUGAUCGCCAAAGUCAUCGCCAUAGACUCUGAUUCAGUGCACAACUCUCGAAUCACGUACCAGUUUCUCCACAACACUGACGCCACAUUAUUCAGCUUGGAUCAAUAUAACGGAGAGAUCCGGACCAUGAGGAUGUUCAGUUACAGAGACUCGCGCCACCAGCAGCUGGUUGUGAUCGCCAAGGACAACGGAGAGCCCGCGCUCUCUGCUACAGUCACCGUCAAACUGUCCACGGUGGAGAUCGCCCUUAAAACCUAUGCUGACAUGACUGAGGUGCCUUUGGGAUAUGACAUCUUCUCCGAUUUAAACCUGUAUCUGGUGAUCGGACUGGGCUCUGUUUCAUUUCUUCUACUCAUCACUCUAUUGGUCACCAUCGUGCUGAAGUGUCAGAAAACGAAGCCCAGCAAAGCGGCUCCUCCGUGCAGGAACAGUGUGAUCAGCAGCGAGAGGAACUCGACCAUCGCGGAUUCCACUCUGGUCUCCAACGAUGCCUACUGGUACAGUUUAUUUCUAGCUGAGACGAGGAAAGGAAAGCUGGUGGUCAGACAGCCUGUGCCAAAGGGAGCGAGAUACAUCGUGUCCAGUUUACCGAGGAGCACAGGACUGACCGAGACCAGCGACUCAGCUGCUUCUACUCUACAGGUAAGAUCACAUUUUAUAGUCUACAUUUUUAUUAUUUUAUGUAAAAGUAUUAUGACUUAUGAAGCACCCAAUCGGAGGUAAGAAUAUUUCAA
This is a messenger RNA of Carassius auratus (goldfish), 2666 nucleotides long. RefSeq names its product protocadherin beta-16-like. Gene Ontology annotation, molecular function: calcium ion binding. The transcript has a single exon. The record is from RefSeq and is a predicted model, not a curated record. Gene Ontology annotation, cellular component: plasma membrane. Lineage: Eukaryota; Metazoa; Chordata; Actinopteri; Cypriniformes; Cyprinidae. The coding region runs from base 169 to 2655 and encodes 828 amino acids. Gene Ontology annotation, biological process: homophilic cell-cell adhesion.